GGAUACUCUAUCAUUGCGUAGAAUAGAUUGUUCUCAACUUGAGCGGUCGAUCGUGGACCGUGGGGUAAUGUUUGGAGAAGCCAUUGAACAAAGGGGUGAUACCAAGAAGAAAAGAUUUCCCUAAAGUGGAGUGUACUGUUUUUUUGGGAUGAAAAUUCGUGAUCGUGGUGGUUUUUCUACAAUUUGAUGAGCUCCAAAAGACAUUUCAAAAUGUGAAACUUGAGCGGUGGCCAAGCGAAGUGACAACAGUUCGUCUGGGCAUCACUGCUAAGAACAUCAACUGAACAUCGUGUUAUGUCCUGAAGACGCAUAAAAGAUUGCUCGUAGAUAAGAUAUAACCUUACUGUAACAAUGGCGAUGCACUCAACCUAUUUUGGUAUUCCACUAAACAUGCACCGAGUCUGUAGAGUAUGUCUGACAGAAAGCACAAAUAUGUCGCCCAUAUUUUGCUCUGACCAAGAAGUCGAUCAUUUCUCAGGUCUUCCACAAAAAAUUCAGAUAUGUGGCUCAAUCCAAGUUCAGGAACAAGAUGGCCUGCCUUCUUUAAUUUGCAACGAUUGCAUCUUCAAAGCCAGCGUUGCCCACGAUUUUAGGCAGCUUUGUCAGAAUUCGGAUGCUCGUUUGCGACUUUAUUAUAAUAAGCCUGCCAGAAGCAAUCUGAUGGAAACCAGCACUCAGACCGAACCUGAAAUUAGAAUGGUAUUAAAUAAAAAUUCCAAUGAGCAAAAUAGAUACUGCGUGAAGGACGAGGAACAGCAGGUUUUGUCAGAUAUUCAUCAACCUACUGAAACCUUUGUACAAGAAGAGAGCUCCAUAGUCGAAGAUCCAAUAGAAGAUCCAAUAGACAUCCAUGACCAAAAGCUGUUUGAAUGCAACCUCCGAUUCGAAGUACCCAAGGAAACUGAAAGAAUGACUGAAGAUUUAGCCAAUGCAAUUCAUGAGAACGCACUUAGUGAAAAUGAAAUGCAUACAAAUGAAAUUAAUGCAGACGUUAUUAACUCAAACAUCAUGAACGAUAACGAAAUCAAUUCAGACACAAUACAUUCAAAUCUAGUGCCAGAUAAUACUCUGCAAAUGCCUUGUCCCGAGGAAAUUUCAGAAGCGAAUGUUGGAUUGAGUGAAGUGGAUAAAAUGGACAAUGAAGAUAAGACUGAAAUUAACAACGGAGCAGAAGACUACAUUGACCAAGAAUUGAUAAGCGAGAACUUAGAAGACCAGCAAACGCCUCCGAAAAGAACUUCGAAUCGCAAGGUUAAAUCCGUGCAGAAUAAAACUACAUUCAGUGAUGAGGAAGCUGAGGAUGAUUAUUUCAAUCAAAGCAGCGACAGUCAAGAUUCUGAGGAGCACAAAUUUAAGUGUAAAGUCUGUUCGAAACGCUACACAACACAGAAAGGAUUGAAGAAACAUACCCUUGUGCAUGAUAAGAAACAUAAUUGCACUGUUUGUUUAAAGAGUUUCUGCCGGCUUGAAAAUUUGGAGAAACACAAACUCAUUCAUGUUGCGAAACCUCACGCUUGUCAAUCGUGUCAUACCUCUUUUUCUAAACCGCAAAGUCUGGCGAAGCAUUUGAAAACUCAUGCGGAAAAGGCAAAUAAUAGUACAAAGGAAAUUAUUAGCGAUGAUCCGAAGGAUGUUCCAGAGCCGAAGAAAGAAAUGAAAAGUGAGGAAGAUACUGAGGAUGAAACUCCGACUGCGAAUGAGCCUGAUGAGUUUGGAAAUGCGCCCGAGUUGUUCAAGUGUGAUAUAUGCGGUCAGUACUGUUCAACGAUGAAAAAUUUGAAACGGCAUGCUCUGAUUCAUGGAGAGAAGAAAUAUUCUUGCUUUGUGUGCAAGAAGUGGUUCUUCCGGCCUGACACGUUGAAAAAACACGCUGAGAAGCAUGGCCAUGGGUUGCUGGACAAUCUGAUGGAAAAUAAUAAGUUGUUUGAUUCAGACGAUGAAGCUUUUCCGAAUGCGACGGGAAAUAUUUUCGGGGAUAAUGAUAAUUCAAAGAAGGACGAUAGCGAGGAGGAUGGAACCGGGGAGUAUAAGUGUCAGCAUUGCGAGAAAGUCAUGACUACGAAGAAGGGAUUGAGAAGGCAUGUCUCGAUGCAUAAACCGAGGGCUGAGCCCGCCACUUGUGAAAUCUGCAAAAAGGUUUGCGCAAGUCAGGCGCGUUUGGUAAUCCACCAGAAGACCCACAACAAGCCAAAAGAAAAAGUCCCAAGGGAAUACCUCUGUCACAUCUGCAGCAAAGUCUACCCAAGUAACUCUUCCCUAACUUAUCACAUGAGAACUCACACAGGCGUAAAACCCCACGUUUGCAAAACGUGCAACAGUGGAUUUACAACCACGACGAGUUUAGCCAAUCACAUAAGAAUCCACACCGGAGAUAAGCCUUUCGUCUGCCAUGUCUGCAGCGCAGCCUUUGCAGUCAGUUCAGCCUUCAGAAGACACCUAACCCGCCACACCGGAGAGGCCAAUUACCUCUGCAAAACCUGUGGCAAGGCUUUCAAAAGACUCAGUACCCUCAAGGAACACACCUAUACUCACUCUGGUGAAAAACCCUACGUUUGUAAAACCUGUGGCGCCGCUUACAGUCACAGUGGAAGUUUAUUUGCCCAUCAAAAGCGUUGUCGGAUCCAAUACGGCGAUCCAAUGCUGGUUGAAGAUCAUCAUCAUAAUCAUAGUGUCUCCCAUCAUAUUCACGUGAACAAUGUGCAAUCGGCUGUACGAUCACUGGCUGUGAUAGGUCAGAUGUUUUAAGAAACUUCAUACUUGAAAAAGAAUUUGAUCUGAACGAUUUGAAAGCGGUUCGAAUCCAUGUAGAAGAAUUUUUCAAGCGAAGAUUCGAGUAUUCUGCAAUCUGCCUUCAAAUAUCGAUAGCUAUUUUUUUAUCCUCUCUUGCGAAUAAGACAUGUUAGUAUAUAAAUUCAGUAGAUUAAUGAAUUAUUUGAAGAGAUGUUGCAGCCAAGUUUAAAAAUCAGGGACCGUUUAUUGACAAUAGGCACGAAAUAAUAGUAAAGAGACCGAAUAAGAAGAUGCUUGCAUGUAUGUGAUUUUUCAACCUGUGGAAAAAGCAAAUUUUUCAAUUAAAAAAAUCUGCGAUGCCUAAAAGGGUAUGUUUGGGUAUGUUUCAAGUAGUUUAUCCUGAAAAUUGGACCAAAACCGACUACAAAUGUGAGAAAUUUGCGUUUUUCUUGGUUGUAAACACCCUUGAAAUCUAUGGAAAUAAUAUAGAAAAUUUCACUGUAAAAAAAUCUAUUGAAUUUUACAUCUCUGGUGGAUUUAAAUAAAAGGACCCCCGUGUAUCGGAGUAACUUUACGAAUCU
This is a messenger RNA of Belonocnema kinseyi, 3311 nucleotides long. RefSeq names its product zinc finger protein 665-like. Bases 352 to 2745 code for a protein of 797 amino acids. NCBI's taxonomy places the organism in Eukaryota, Metazoa, Arthropoda, Insecta, Hymenoptera, Cynipidae. Gene Ontology annotation, biological process: regulation of transcription by RNA polymerase II. Gene Ontology annotation, molecular function: zinc ion binding; DNA-binding transcription factor activity; RNA polymerase II cis-regulatory region sequence-specific DNA binding. The transcript has 4 exons. The record is from RefSeq and is a predicted model, not a curated record. Gene Ontology annotation, cellular component: nucleus.